ACUGCUUUCAGUGUUGGAAAGACGUCACUGAUGAACCAGUAUGUAAACAAAAAGUUCAGUAACCAGUACAAAGCAACAAUAGGUGCAGAUUUUUUAACAAAAGAAGUUAUGGUUGAUGACAGACUUGUGACGAUGCAGAUCUGGGACACUGCUGGUCAAGAGAGGUUCCAGAGUUUGGGCGUGGCGUUCUACCGCGGUGCGGACUGCUGUGUGUUAGUGUUCGACGUGACCAUGCCCAACACAUUCAAGUCACUGGAUAGCUGGAGAGACGAGUUCCUCAUUCAAGCCAGCCCACGCGACCCAGAAAACUUCCCAUUUGUAGUCAUUGGCAACAAAAUUGAUUUGGAAAACAGAGUGGUAAGUAAAUGUUUACAGAUACCAGGAAAUAUACUGACCCCCAAAAGAAACUUUACAAGGCUUGAAAUUGUAUUGUAGAAAACCAAAAUCAAU
Messenger RNA from Gigantopelta aegis, 450 nucleotides. Its product is annotated as ras-related protein Rab-7a-like. The transcript has 2 exons. The record is from RefSeq and is a predicted model, not a curated record. Lineage: Eukaryota; Metazoa; Mollusca; Gastropoda; Neomphalida; Peltospiridae. Gene Ontology annotation, cellular component: late endosome; lysosome; phagocytic vesicle. Gene Ontology annotation, biological process: endosome to lysosome transport; phagosome-lysosome fusion. The annotation marks the transcript as partial. Gene Ontology annotation, molecular function: GTPase activity; GTP binding.